CCUUGUGUGUUGACCCUGGUAGACGACACUGAGCAUGAGGAGACAGAGGAGCUGCGUCUGGUCUUGGGCACCCCCAGGAGCGAGUCUCCUUUCGGGGCCUCCAUCGGCACACAGAACGAGACCCUGGUCAAGAUUAAAGAUGACGCUGACAAGUCUAUUAUCAAGUUUGCGGAGACCAAGUUCAGCGUGAGCGAGCCCAAGGUGCCGGGCCAGGUGUCGGUGGUGAAGAUUCCAGUGAUCCGCAUCGGGGACACGUCCAAGGUGUCCGUGGUGCGAGUGCACACCAAGGACGGAUCUGCGUCCUCAGGCGAAGAUUACCAUCCCGUGUCAGAGGAUGUGCAGUUCAGGGCAGGUGAGACGCGUCACUAUGUGGAGGUGGAGAUCCUGUAUGAUGGCAUCAGGGAGAUGCGGGAGGCUUUCACCGUACACCUGAAGCCCGAUGACAACAUGGUCGCAGAGACUAAGAUGAACAAGGCUAUCAUCUACAUUGAGGAGACCAACAGCAUGGCGGACGUCACCUUCCCCUCCGUCCCCAUGGUGGUGUCCCUGCUCCAGUACGAUGACAUCAGCAGCAGCCGCCACGCCCUGCCACCCGCCGGGUACCCAGUGGUGUGCGUGACGGCCUGCAACCCCAAGUACCCCGACUUCGACAAGACCGGCUCCAUCUGUGUGAGCGAGAGUAUCAACGACACGCUGACGCGCUACCGCUGGCUUGUGAGCGCCCCCACAGGCCCGGAUGGCGUGACGAGCCCCAUGCGCGAGGUGGACUUCGACACCUUCUUCACCUCCUCCAAGCUCAUCACGCUGGACUCGGUCUACUUCCAGGCCGGCUCGAGGGUGCAGUGCGCCGCCAGGGCCGUGAAUGCGGACGGGGACGAGGGCCUGGAGCUCAGCAGCCCUGUGGUGCCCAUCAGCGUGGAGGAAGGUAUGUGCCAGCCUCGCGUGGUGGGCGCGGUUGGCGCUGAGCCCUUCUCUGCCAAGCUGCGCUACACCGGGGCAGAGGACGCCGAUCACCCCAACCUCGUCAAACUCACUGUCACCAUGCCCCACAUCGAUGGCAUGCUGCCGGUGGUCUCCACGCGGCCCCUGUCCAACUUCGAGUUGACCCUGAGCCCUGAUGGCACCCGUGUGGGUAACCACCGCUGCUCCAACCUGCUGGACCACCACGAGGUGCAGACGCGACACGGCUUCCUCACCAAGUCCAUGCGCAACCCCCAGAUGAUUGGCCAGAUGGCUCCGUACCAGUACAGCGCCCACCUCAGGGGCUCCAACACACUGCGCUUCUACCGCAACCUGAACCUGGAGGCCUGCCUGUGGGAGUUCAUCAGCUACUACGACAUGUCCGAGCUGCUCAGCGACUGCGGAGGCACCAUCGGCACGGACGGACAGGUCCUGAACCUGGUCCAGUCCUACGUGACGCUGCGUGUGCCGCUGCACGUGUCCUACGUGUUCCACUCACCUGUGGGGGCGGGCGGAUGGCAGCACUUCGACCUGCAGUCCGAGCUGCGGCUCACCUUCACCUACGACACGGCCAUCCUCUGGCAGGACGGCAUCGGCAGCCCGCCUGAGGCAGAGCUACAGGGUGCUCUGUUCCCCACCAGCAUGCGGAUUAAUGAACACGGUCGACUGGUGGUCAACUUCCGCACAGAGGCACGAUUCAGGGGGCUGUUCGUCGUGUCACACCCUGCCUCCUCGCUGUCCUCCAUGGUCAUGUGUCCCGAUCACCCUGGCGUGACCUUUAACCUCACACUGGUGCGCAGCGAGCCCACCUACAACCAGCCCAUGCAGCAGUGGACCUUCACAUCCGACUUCUCAAUCCGUGACUACUCUGGCACGUACACGGUGAAGCUGCUGCCCUGUACCUCCCCUCCGAACCUCCACUACACCAUCCCCCCCGUCUGCAACCCCAGAGAGCCAGUCACCUUCCACAUCGACAUACGCUUCCAGCAGGUGAGUGACCCGGUGGCUGCUGAGUUCAGCCUGAACACCCAGAUGCUGCUGCUGUCUAAGCGUGCUCUCUGGCUGUCUGACGGCUCCAUGGGCUUCGGACAGGAGAGCGACACCGCCUUCGCUGAAGGUGACGUGAUCUAUGGGCGAGUGAUGGUGGACCCUGUGCAGAACCUAGGAGACUCAUUCAUCUGCAACAUAGAGAAGGUGUUCCUGUGCACGGGGGCAGAUGGAUACGUGCCCAAGUACAACCCAGACAACUUUGAGUUCGGCUGCCUAGCUGAUGCCUCCUCCCUUCUUUAUCGAUUCAAGAUCCUGGACAAGGCUCAGCCUGAGACGCAGGCCAGGGCGUUUGGCAGCGUGGGCUUCAAUGCCCUGUUGGCUGUGGACGACCCGCGGGCCCUACCCCUGGUCAGACAGCCUGGCUCAGACGGCUUCAGGCUGGACUCCGCACCCCUCUUCCAGGUUUCCACUGGCAGGGAGUGGUACAUCCACACCAUCUACACUGUGCGCUCCCGGGACAACGCCAACCGUGGCAUCGGCAAACGGAGCCUAGAGUACCACCACAGCCUGACCUCCAGCCUGACCUCUCACUCCCAAGGUUACUCUAACUCCCAAGGUCACUCCCACGCCUUAACCGCUGACCUCCAGGCCCCAACCCUGGGUCAAAGGUCACGCAGGUCGGCCAACGGCGCACACGUGCCCGUGCCCAGCGUGGCCGAGGACAUCGGCGCCGAUCAGAACCGCGGCACCAACAUCCUCCACAUCGCGCUGGACCGCUCCAGGAACAAGCAGACCCGGGGGCCGCUGGGCCAACCCAGGCAGGCUGGAGGAGGAGGAGAGGAGGACGGGGUGCUCCCGCAGGAGGUGAACCAGAGGGAGGCGGAGGAGGACGACGAGCGUGUUGUGAUGAUCGUGGGCAUCCUCGUGGGGGCGCUCUUGAGCGUUCUACUGGUGGUGGUGGUGGUCGUCAUGGCGGCGCGCAACAAGCAGGAGAACAAGAUGGCAGGCGCUGCGGGCAACGGGUCAGGGCGACACCACCACCCGCGCGGCUCUAGCAGCACGGAACCCAUGGUGCUCAGAACGCCGGUCACCAGUGACAAUGACAGCUCGGAGGUCUAACGUUGGCGUUGAGGAUAGCGAUAACAUAACGGGAGACCUGAGGAAGUGGACUGAGGAAUGGGACAGCGUAACAGACAGUGUGGUGUGGCAUAGACUUCUAACUCUAAGAAACACAUUUUUUGUUAUUGACAUCACCGAUGAUGUUCUCUUCAAUUUAUUGGGUUUUUUUUAUUUCGAUUUGUACCUCUGCUAUGUCUGUAUGUUUUUUUCUCAUUUGUGCAAGUGCCUCUUAUUUACCUAUUUGGACUUGAGUGGGGAAGUUCUGCGAGCUGAUGGUUUAGUCGAACUAAGAGAGCAUGUUACUCAGAGUAUAUGGCAUUGCUUCUAAUCAAAGGAGAAUAAAAUGGUUUUGCUUCAGUAGAAAACUCCUAAUUCAAGAGGUUUUUGAGAGGUUGCCUUAUUGGCCUCUCCAAACUUAUUAUCUCAGCUUGGUCUAGACAGGGAGAGGUGGGAUGGACGU
This is a messenger RNA of Engraulis encrasicolus (European anchovy), 3529 nucleotides long. Its product is annotated as FRAS1-related extracellular matrix protein 2-like. The transcript has 17 exons. Bases 406 to 3069 code for a protein of 887 amino acids. The record is from RefSeq and is a predicted model, not a curated record. Gene Ontology annotation, biological process: anatomical structure morphogenesis. NCBI's taxonomy places the organism in Eukaryota, Metazoa, Chordata, Actinopteri, Clupeiformes, Engraulidae.